GUUGAAAUAUAAGACUAUUCAGUGCAGAGGAGCAGCACUGGUGUGUGACUCUCCCCUGCAGACAGGCUCAGUAGAAUGGCCCUCACCAGGAUCCUGAUUGCUGGAGGGCUGCUGAGCUGCCUCUACACUCUCUGUUCCUCCACAGAAACACCAGAGCCGUCUUUCCUGGUGACCUUUCCUGCCCAGAUGAGAUCAGAGUCCGAAGCCAAACUCUGUGCCAGCCUCCUGAGUCCAAACGAGACUCUGCUCAUGUCUAUGUAUCUGGCCAAUGGAGACGAGAAGAAGAUGCUGCACCAGGAAGCAUCAGACAAGGACUUUCACCGCUGCUACCAGUUCCAGGCCCCUUUGGUGAAAGAAGACUCUGUGCAGAAAAUCAUAGUAGAGGUCAAAGGUCAAACAUCUCACUGGACCUUAGAAAGUCGGGUGAAGUUCAAGCCAAAACCUCGUCCUGUAGCCUUCAUCCAGACAGAUAAACCCAUUUACAGCCCAGGCCAAACAGUGCAUUUCAGAGUGGUCACCAUAGACACCGACUUCAUUCCACUCAGCGGAAAGUACAACCGCAUAUUCCUGGAGGACAGCCGAGGCAACACCAUUGCCCAGUGGCUUGAUGUGACAUCACAGGGCAAAAUAGUGCAGCUCUCCCACGUGUUAAACCCAGAGGCUCCUCAGGGCCCAUACAAGCUCGGUGUAGAUGGCAGUCAAACACCAUAUCAGUCACAUGUUUUUCAAGUGAAAAAAUAUGUUUUGCCCAAGUUCGAGGUUACUCUGAAGGCUCCAGAGGUCGUCAGUGUAGGAGCGCAAGAGCUCAAGCUGGAAGUGUGUGCUAAGUAUACAUUUGGCCAGCCUGUACCAGGAAAAGUUUCCAUGUCAUUGUGUCGAGACUUAAAUCAUUAUCGAGCUGAAGAUGAUAUGUUAAGUCCAGAGACGCCUUGUUUUGACACAUUAGCAGAGACGGGUGAAUCUGGUUGUGCCUCUCAUGUCUUUAAUAUGGUAAUGUUUACACAACCUGACUUCAGUAGAAAACUGAAGAGCAGUUUCCGAUUCAGUGCAACUGUAGCUGAAGAAGGAACAGGUAUCAGUCGGAAAGAAAAAAAAGACAUAAGAUUGGACUACUCGCUUGGGAAACUAACAUUUGUCGAUACACCAGGAGUGAUUGAGGAGGGAGCAGUAAUGGAUGGCAAGAUCAAAGCAACCCAUUACAAUGGCACUGGCAUCGCUCACAGAGCGGUCCAUCUAUUUCAAGGUCCGAGAUGGAGUUCAAAGCUCCUACUGAACCUGACCACAGACUCUGCUGGAGAGGCCCAGUUCUCUAUUAACACUACUCUUUUCCCUGGAAACUUUGAGCUCCUUGCAAGUACAGCAGCCGACUUUGUGGAAUAUGUUCCACGUGCCACUCCACAUUAUGAGACUGCAACAAAGUCUGUGUCCAGAUUACUACCAGCAUCUCCACACACAGCAUCAUACAGUUCUCUGACUAUAAAAGCUGUCGAUGAAACUCUUCGGUGUGGCAAAGACGUAUCCAUCACCAUUAAGUACGCCUUCAUUGGAGAAACAUUCAGCACAGAGUCUGUGGAUGUAAUUUAUGUGGUUUUAUCCAAAGGGCAGAUUGUUCAUCACGGUUUUGUUGAGGCUUCAGUGAAGGGCUCCCUACCAGUAACUGAGGGUGAGGUGUCCUUCCAGCUCCCUGUCAAUGCUGAGAUGGCUCCCUCAUUGAAAGUCCUCGUGUACUGUAUCUUACCUAGUGAGACAGUCCUGGCUAAUAGCCAAACCCUCUCAACAGAGAAGUGCUUCAGAAAUAAGGUAUCGGUGCAGUUCUCCCCCCCUGAAGCGGUUCCUGGGGAGGAGAGCUCCCUGCAGCUUUCAGCCCAGCCUGGCUCUCUGUGUGGCCUCAGUGCUGUGGAUCAGAGCAUCUUUAUCCUGGAAUCAGGGAAACGCCUUGAUGCCCAGAAGAUUUUUGGAUUAUUACCAAGGCCACCCAGUGAAGAAAUUCCUUAUGAUGUUGAAGAUCCUCUUGAAUGCCUUAAAGUCAGACCCAGGCGUUCCUCCAUGCCAUACUUCCAUUCGCAGCGCCGUGACCGUGAUACUGGGGCGUUUCAGAUUUUUAAGAGUGUGGGACUGAAGACGGUGUCAAAUUUGGUUCUACGGUUCCCUAACUGCUUAAUGUUUAGGGGAGAGACAUAUCACAGGGGUCAUGGCUAUAUGGACUACCCUGUGGCCAAUAGGGUGUACUACUCCAUGGCCAGUGCUUCAGGAAUGGGGGGAGGAGGCCGUUCUAAAGAGGAAUUUGGCGUGACGGUUCGCACAGUCUUCCCAGAGACGUGGAUCUGGGACCUGGCAGAGGUCGGGGAGUCUGGAGAAGCACAAGUUCCUCUCACUGUCCCUGACACCAUCACCACCUGGGAGACUGAGGCCUUCUGCCUGUCCCCUCAGGGCUUUGGUCUGGCCCCACCAGCUCAGCUCACAGUUUUCCAGCCCUUCUUCCUGGAGCUCUCCCUGCCGUACUCCAUCAUCCGUGGAGAGACCUUUGAGCUCAAAGCAACAGUUUUCAACUAUCUACCCAAGUGCAUCAUGGUCACAGUGACUCCGGCCCCUUCAUCAGACUUCACUCUGACCCCCUCCUCUGAUGGUCAGUACUCCUCCUGUCUGUGUGCAAAUGGGAGGAACACCUUCAAAUGGACACUGGUGCCCUCUGUGCUUGGACUGAUGAAUGUCACUGUGGGUGCAGAGGCCACUCAGUCCCAGGGGCUAUGUGGCAACGAGGUUGUGUCUGUACCAGAGAAAGGUCGCAUAGACAUAGUCACACGCCCUCUGCUGGUGAAGGCGGAAGGAACUGAGAAGACCGAAAGUUUCAGUAGGCUCUUAUGUCCAAAAGGGGGAGCUCUAACCGAUGAGGUGGAGUUGAAACCCCCAGCAGAUGUAGUGAAGGGAUCCGCCAGAGCCUCAGUGUCUGUGCUGGGAGACAUCCUGGGUCGUGCUCUGAAGAACAUUGAAAGCCUCCUGAAGAUGCCUUAUGGUUGUGGGGAGCAGAAUAUUGCCAUCCUCUCCCCAAAUAUCUACAUUCUGCAGUACUUACAGAACACUGGCCAGCUCACUGCAGAAAUUAAGGAAAAAGCUACCAAUUUCCUGAAAAGUGGAUACCAGAGGCAGCUUAACUACAAGCACCGUGACGGAGCCUACAGCACAUUUGGUCGAGGAGACGGAAACACAUGGCUGACUGCAUUUGUGUUGAGGUCGUUUGGUAAAGCAAAGUCCUUCAUCUACAUUGACCAUGACGUUAUUAACAGUGCCAAGAGCUGGCUGGAAGCACAACUUGGUUUCAGUGGUGCUUACCGUAUGCAAGGAAACCUCUUCAACAACAGAAUGAAGGGAGGUGUAAAUGAUCGUGUGACCAUAACUGCUUACAUCGCUGCCUCAUUGCUGGAGCUGAAUAUGACUGUAACGGAAAAGACCAUGACAUUCUUGAAGUCCUACCACAGAGGGGAACCACUUCCACGAGAUAUUUCUCUAGACAUGUCACUACCAGGAGUUUUGAUCCCAAUCUUUCCACAACCGCUCGAUGAUGCCGCCAUCAACACUGAUAGCACCAAAACUGACACCACCAACACCUACACCACUGCUCUACUGGCCUACACCUUCAGUCUUGCUGGAGAAGAGGAAAUCCGAGCUGAACUUCUGAAACGCUUGGACAGUGUAGCAACCUCUGAUGGGAGUCUGCUGCACUGGUCUCAGUCCUCAUCAAAGCGAGCUGAUUCCCUGGCUGUGGAGACCAGUUCUUAUGUGCUCUUAGCUGUUCUCACCAAACCCACACUGACUGCUGCCGACUUGGGCUAUGCUUCCAGGAUUGUCAGCUGGCUGGUGAAGCAGCAAAAUCCAUAUGGAGGCUUCUCCUCCACACAGGACACAGUGGUGGCACUGCAGGCUCUGGCUCUGUACGCCACCAAGGUCUUCAGCCCACAUGGCUCCAGCACAGUGACAGUGCAGUCAGCAGGUGGCGACAAACACCAGUUUGAUGUGAACCAGCACAACACACUACUGUACCAGGAGUCAGCACUGCAGGACAUUCCUGGGAAGUACAGCGUUGAAGUGACGGGCUCUGCAUGUGCUUCUGUGGGGGUGGCUCUUUUCUACAACAUCCCCACUCCCACUGAGCACUCCACAUUGAGCAUUAAGACUCAAGCCAAGCCUCUGACUGAGGGAGAGUGCAACAAAGCCAACGGACAGUCCUUUACCCUUGACAUCACAGUCCAGUAUAAUGGACAGCUGCCAAGCACCAACAUGGCUAUAAUAGAUGUGAAAAUGUUAUCUGGCUUCACACUUGACUCUGCCUCUGUUGAAAGACUACAGGAGAGCAGACUAGUGGACCGAGUCGAUCAGAAAGAUGACCACAUCUUUGUAUAUCUCUCAGAGGUUCCAAAGGAUGAACCUAUUCACUACCAACUGACCAUCCGACAGGAACUCCCAGUGACCAACCUGAAGCCAGCCGUGGUCAAGAUCUAUGACUACUACCAAACCAGUGACCAAGCUGAGGCAGAGUACUCCUCCCCUUGUGCAGGGGAGAGCUAAAGGAAGAAGUCAUCAAGUGAAAAUCAUAUUUCUUUUAUUAUGACAUUUCACUCAUCAACACUUUAACUUGCUAAUGUGUUGAUACUUGGGGCUGUCGAAAUAAUGCAUUCAUUAAUCAAUCAUACCAAAAAUCACACUGAUCAAUCUCAUUUUAUAAGGACCUUUGACUCAGUGCAGGUCUGGCUACAGGAGCCAGCCAAGAAAGUGCUGAUUGGUCCAGUGAAUGGAACUUUUAGUCUACGUUUAAAAAAAAUAAAACAUGUCCAAAUGGAACUGUUGACAGGAGUGUUGUUCUCUGAAAUUUCUGCAGUAAGGAAUUUGCAUACCAUAGGAGUGUGUCAAGUCUGAAGUGUAAUGUCACCUUAGUGCCGAGCAACCCAGAGGUACGAGUUAGCACACCCUUUGAUGAUAAUAAAUAAUGCUAGCCACAAGCCUUGUCAAGCCACUCCCGACCAGGCGUUCAGAUGCAAGCCUACUCUAUACUCUUGUCUGACUAACUAACUAACUAACCGACUGGCUCCCUCCAAGAGUGUGUCAUUAACUAGAUUCAUUUUUUGAAUCACUUGUACGUAUUUGACUGUAUAUCUGUAAUAAAUACUUCAAACCUAA
This is a messenger RNA of Sardina pilchardus (European sardine), 5172 nucleotides long. RefSeq names its product alpha-2-macroglobulin-like. Gene Ontology annotation, cellular component: extracellular region. The coding region runs from base 76 to 4563 and encodes 1495 amino acids. Lineage: Eukaryota; Metazoa; Chordata; Actinopteri; Clupeiformes; Clupeidae. The transcript has 36 exons. The record is from RefSeq and is a predicted model, not a curated record. Gene Ontology annotation, molecular function: endopeptidase inhibitor activity.